Molecule: messenger RNA, 1677 nt
Organism: Sitodiplosis mosellana (orange wheat blossom midge)
Lineage: Eukaryota; Metazoa; Arthropoda; Insecta; Diptera; Cecidomyiidae
Product: phosducin-like protein
Exons: 2
Coding region: 224-1108 (294 amino acids)
Biological process (GO): regulation of G protein-coupled receptor signaling pathway
Source: RefSeq, a predicted model, not a curated record
AGUGACUUGAUGAGUUGAAAACAAGCGGACUGAGUGAAUUGGAACAAAAAAAAAAGAAAGAAGGUUGCUCGAACAUAAACAAAUCGUGAUUGAAAAAUUCAUUGCUCUGUGUUUUAGGCAAUGAUUUAAUAGCAAUAAAUCAAACAAACAUUUUUUACAGUAUUUUCAAUUAAGUACAGAAAGACAACAAAGCUUGGUGUGUGUGUGUGUGUGUGUGAGAAAGAUGGCAACGCUCGAGGAUAAAAUAUUGGGUGAUGAUAAGCGUGAGAAUUACUGCAGUUCGGACGAGGGUGAAGCGGAUGAUUUCGAGAGUGCUGAUGGAUCGCCGAUAGGUGCACAAUCGGCAGCCGCAUGUGAACCAUCGAAUCAAACGUAUUUCACGCGCGAAACCGUCGACAAAUGGUCGGGUAGUUCAACAAACACCGGUCCAAAGGGUGUGAUCAAAGACUGGCAACGCUUCAAGCAAUUAGAAAACGAGAAAAAUGUGGGAAAAGAAACGGAAAAGUUGUCGCUUAUGAAAAAAUUGUGUAUUACGGCAAAAACGGUGGCCGAAGAUGGGCGGCAAGCCGAACAAGACGAGCUUGACACUGAAUUGGCCGAAUUGAUGAACGAUGACAGUAUUUUGUUGCAAUUUCAACAGCAACGUAUGCGUGAAAUGCUCGAACGAUGCGGUAAACAGCAGAAAAUUUUUGGCACCGUUUUCUCAUUGGCCAAUGGCGAUGAAUUCUUAAAUGCAAUCGAUAAUGAAGACAAAUCCGUCCCGGUUAUUGUGCAUAUCUACGAGAAUAAGCUGUUGGCAUGCAAAACAAUGAAUCGAUGCCUUGAUGAAUUGGCACAAAACUAUAAGAGUGUGAAAUUUUGUAAAAUUUUCGGUUCAGUAGCUGGCAUGAGUGCUAACUUCAAAAUUGGCGGCAUUCCGGCGUUGUUGGUGUACAAAAGUGGCAAUCUAAUUGGCAAUUUCGUUCGAUUGUCAGAUGAACUGGGCGGCGAUGAAUUCUUUGCAUCGGACGUUGAAAGCUUUCUCAUCGAACAUGCUAUGCUGCCGGACAACAGCCAUGUACCAAUCAUCGUCAGCAAAACCAUCAACGGCAACGAUGACGAUGAUUAAAUUCGACCUGUUUUAGUUCAACAAGAAAAUAACACCACAUUCAACAACAUGCUUUCAUCGCAACACACUCUCAUUCUCUCAUCUCUAGUAGCAUUAAGUUUAUAUGAAUGACAAUCGAUUUGAUAACGCCGCUGAUAUAAAAAAAAAAAAUUCGUGCUAAAAAAACGUCACCCUACGCCCCUUUUAUUGCGAUCAUCCACACAAAUUUUUCUAUUGUUAUUCGGAACGAACCAAAAUUCUUUUCUGUUAUUCUGUAUCGAUCAUCUUCCAUUUUAUGCAAUUGGCUUUGAAAACUCAUGAUACACAUCCAAUUGAACGCACAUAAAAAGCGAAAAAAAUGCCAUUUUUUGAGUGAGAAAUAUAAAACAAAACAAACAUGUGAACUUAUUUUACAUUUUUAUUGCCUAUUUAUUUUAAUGAAGAAACAAAAAUAUACACUUGUGGAGUUGUGGGUGGCACAACUCAGCCCCCCACACACACUACCCAUGCGCCAAUUUAAUAGAGAAAAAAAUUUAAACAUUGUAAACCGAAAUUUGUAUUCAAAAAUAAAUGUGCUCGUUUCCUAUAAA